UUGCUGUUCAGCCCUAUGGAUGAAUCUAAGUCAGACACUGAUGAAGGAGAGACUCCGGCAGAAGCAACAACUUUGAGAAUGAACCAAUGUUGUGUUUCAACAUUUUGCAACUCUGCAAGCAUGGCAGAUCUUCCGGAAAUCUCUGGUGCUAAAACAGAGCUACAGCCUGAAGCCAUCUCUGAUAUUGGUGUGCUGGCAUCCAAGAAAGAACCCCCAGCAGACUACUAUAUUGUUGCACAAACAACAGAUGGCUUCGACGCCAACCUGUGGAAGGACAGCAUAUUCAAAUCCAAGGUCACACGCUAUCUCUGCUUCACCCGAGCUGCCACAUCCAAAAAUAAGCAAUUAUGCAACGUGGUCGUGGACAUGAAGUUGAUUGACUUGAAGGACUGUUUGCCAGAGGGCUUCACUCCGAUCCAGGACACCACGGAUACCCAGGAGCAGGCUUUGAAGAAGGAGAGGCUGUGUGUGAAGUUGGUCCCCAGGAACAGCACCGAUACGGCUAUAUGCGAUGUGGUUAUACAGGGGAAAUCAAAGCACAGCCUUGCUAAUUAUACAUUUAUAGGAGAGCUAAACAGUUUGGGGAUUUGGUAUCAGCUGGGAAAAGUCACUAAGUCGCAGGAGACGACGCACAAAACCUCCUCUUCCUCUACAACUGCUCUUGAUGUCGUCAGACGAUUCCCAGAGUCUCCGGCCAGUCCAACUAAAAAGAACAUCGUCAGGCCAGAUUAUGAACACCAAAUCUACAACAUAUACACCAAAUCAGCUAUGGAUGAUAUACCCUUUAUGAUCUCCAAAAAAUCUACCUCCACAACCAGAGAUGAAAUAGAGCCAGUCCAUUUCUUGAGCAUUGCCAUCAAAUCACCACAAGAGAUUGAGGAGGAAUACAACUAUUGUUUCAACAAUGAACACAGCGCUGCUGCCUUCCCAUGAACCCAGUGACUCUAGAGAGUGAAGAUUCACCAGUAACACUGGGUAACGGGGGGACUGGUGGUGACUGGAGCGUGAAGAGUCGAGAGAGCACACACCUCUUGGCGGAGUAGGGUCAGUAGACAGGUAAGUGUAAUGUUCCAAACAUUAGCUUACAGGAGUUCACUACAGUAUCACAAGGAGAUUUCACUGCUAAGUAGUGAAAGCCGUAUUGGAGACCAGACAAAGAAUGACUGUGAGGUGUGUGCUUUUAUUCAGGUCCUGAUGAGGGGCAGGUGAUUGCCAAGCGAGUAGAGGUGAGGGACAGGAGGGAUGCUGGGAAAUCUAGUUUUUGACUGGAUGACUGGACUGGUGA
Molecule: messenger RNA, 1285 nt
Organism: Rhinichthys klamathensis goyatoka
Lineage: Eukaryota; Metazoa; Chordata; Actinopteri; Cypriniformes; Leuciscidae
Gene: mvb12bb
Product: multivesicular body subunit 12Bb
Exons: 11
Coding region: 16-933 (305 amino acids)
Biological process (GO): virus maturation; regulation of epidermal growth factor receptor signaling pathway; viral budding
Cellular component (GO): ESCRT I complex; late endosome
Source: RefSeq, a predicted model, not a curated record